Messenger RNA from Malus domestica (apple), 306 nucleotides. RefSeq names its product polcalcin Jun o 2-like. Lineage: Eukaryota; Viridiplantae; Streptophyta; Magnoliopsida; Rosales; Rosaceae. Gene Ontology annotation, molecular function: calcium ion binding. The record is from RefSeq and is a predicted model, not a curated record.
AUGGGUUUCAAAUCCCUCUUCUCCAGGAAUAAGAAAUCCAGUCCCGACGUCGCCGCUGCCCACGCUGACGUCCCUGCUGCCCACGCCGACGUCGCCGCUGCCCACGCCGAUGUCGUUGCUACCCACCCCGCCGCCUCCGCUGCCCACCUCGCUGCCUCCGUCAUCGUUUCAGCCUACUCGCGAACCCAUAUCAUCGAGCUCGACCAAGUUUUCAAGAAAUUCGACGUCAAUGGCAACAAAAAGAUCUCGUCUUCCGAGCUCGGAGCCAUCAUGAGCAGCCUGGGGCAGCCGUCCUCCGACGAGUAG